Nycticebus coucang (slow loris) is the source of this 1826-nucleotide messenger RNA. Its product is annotated as plasminogen activator inhibitor 1 RNA-binding protein-like. NCBI's taxonomy places the organism in Eukaryota, Metazoa, Chordata, Mammalia, Primates, Lorisidae. Gene Ontology annotation, molecular function: mRNA 3'-UTR binding. Bases 1 to 1182 code for a protein of 393 amino acids. Gene Ontology annotation, cellular component: nucleus; cytoplasm. The transcript has 2 exons. The record is from RefSeq and is a predicted model, not a curated record.
AUGUUUUGCCGCGCCCUUCCCACCGCUCCUGGGCGGGCCGCGCACGGGCUGCUGUCGCCUGCUCCCAGCUCCGUCCUGCCAUCUUGUCCCAGCACCGCGUCGCGGAGCGCGGAGUCGGGGGAGCUGCACGUGCUCCGGCGCCCUCUCCGCCCUUCACCUGUGCGGGGCGGCUGCCGGGCCUCGUGGGCGGGGUGCGCGCCCGGUUGUCACGUCGGUCCCCGAAGCGCCUGCAGCGCCUGCAGCUUGUUCCCCACGUGUGCGGGAAGCGCGGAUUGUCUGGAAUUGUGCAUCCUUACUGCUGGCUCGCGGUGGUCGAAAAAGAGCAAAAGAGUUGGAAUAAGUCGUGUUGGAAGAAGACCUGAUCAACAACUUCAGGGUGAAGGAAAAAUUGUUGAUAGAAGACCAGAAAGGCGACCACCUCGUGAACGAAGAGUUGAAAAGCCACUUGAAGAAAAGGGUGAAGGAGGCGAAUUUUCAGUUGGUAGACCGAUUAUUGACCGACCUAUUCGGGGUGGUGGUGGUCUUGGGAGAGGUCGAGGAGGCCGUGGACGAGGAAUGGGCCAGGGAGAUGGAUUUGAUUCUUGUGGCAAACGUGAAUUUGACAGGCACAGUGGAAGUGAUAGAUCUGGCCUGAAGCAUGAGGACAAGCGUGGAGGUAGCGGAUCUCACAACUGGGGAACUGUCAGAGAUGCAUUAACUGACUUGGAUCAAUCAAAUGUGACUGAGAAGACACCUGAAGGUGAAGAGCACCCAGUGGCAGACACUGAGAAUAAGGAGAACGAAGUUGAAGAGGUAAAGGAAGAGGGUCCAAAAGAGAUGACUUUGGAUAAAUGGAAGGCUAUUCAAAAUAAGGACCGGGCAAAAGUAGAAUUUAAUAUCCAAAAACCGAACGAAGGUGCUGAUGGACAGUGGAAGAAGGGAUUUGUACUUCAUAAAUCAAAGAGUGAAGAGGCUUAUGCUGAAGAUUCCCUUAUGGACCAUCAUUUCCAGAAGCCAGCGAAUGACAUAACAUCCCAGCCAGAAAUCGAUUUUGGAGAUCUUGGCGGCCCAGGACGUGGUGGCAGGGGAGGACGAGGUGGGCGUGGGCAUGGUGGACGUCCCAACCGUGGCAGCAGGACUGACAAGUCGAGGGCAUCUGCUCCUGCCGUGGAUGACCUGGAGGCAUUCCCAGCUCUGGCAUAACUGGAUGCCAUGAAACAGCCCUGGUUCCUUGGUGGACCCUUCUGUUCAAAGCUUUUUUGCAUGCUUACAGAUUCCAAACAACUUAGGAAAUUAAAAAAAAAAAAAGACUGUCAUUCAUACCAUUCACACCUAAAGACUGAAUUUUAUCUGUUUUGAAAAUGAACUUCUCUCACUACACAGAAGUAACAAAUAUGAUAGUCAGUUUUGUAUUUAGAAAUGUAUUGGUAGCAGGGAUGUUUUCAUAAUUUUCAGAGAUAAUGCAUUCUUCAUGAAUACUUUUGUAUUGCUGCUUGCAAAUAUGCAUUUCCAAACUUGAAAUAUAGGUGUGAACAGUGUUUACCAGUUUAAAGCUUUCACUUCAUUUGUGUUUUUUAAUUAAGGAUUCAGAUGUUCACUCAAUUAUAAACUGGUUUUAAAUGUUGGUCAUAUUGGUUUUAAUACCUGCUUUGCAUUUUCACGCAUGGUCAACUGGGACAUUAAACUUUGAUUUGUCGAAUUUUAUGCUGUGUGGAAUACUAACUACUUUAUGUAUUUUAACUUAGUUUUAAUAUUUCCAUUUUGGGGGAAAACUUUUUUCACUUCUCAUGAUAGCUGUUAUAUAUAUGCUAAAUCUUUAUAUACAGAAAUAUCAGUACUUGAACAAA